Messenger RNA from Penicillium waksmanii, 243 nucleotides. RefSeq lists its product as uncharacterized. Lineage: Eukaryota; Fungi; Ascomycota; Eurotiomycetes; Eurotiales; Aspergillaceae. The transcript has 4 exons. The coding region runs from base 1 to 243 and encodes 80 amino acids. The record is from RefSeq and is a predicted model, not a curated record.
AUGGCAGCCUCCAUCGCGCCGGAAUGCAACGAAAUCAAAGAGAGAUACGACACUUGCUUUUUGAAGUGGUACAGUGAGAAAUACCUGCGUGGCAACACCACGUCAAAUGAGUGUGAGGAGCUGUUCGGUAAAUAUAAGAAAUGUCUGAAUAAAGUCCUCAAAGAGAGAGGCAUCGAUACGAUGCUUGAGGAUGCUCGCAAGAGCAGCAGCGAAACUGAUUCCGAGUUUCUCAGGAAAUCAUGA